This is a messenger RNA of Anopheles stephensi (Asian malaria mosquito), 3187 nucleotides long. RefSeq names its product pyruvate dehydrogenase phosphatase regulatory subunit, mitochondrial. The coding region runs from base 97 to 2874 and encodes 925 amino acids. Gene Ontology annotation, molecular function: oxidoreductase activity; protein binding. The record is from RefSeq and is a predicted model, not a curated record. Gene Ontology annotation, cellular component: mitochondrion; mitochondrial matrix; cytoplasm. The transcript is spliced from 8 exons. NCBI's taxonomy places the organism in Eukaryota, Metazoa, Arthropoda, Insecta, Diptera, Culicidae.
CUGUUGACAAUUCGCUCCUACGAAAAUAAAGGAUUUAUUUAUUUAUUGUGCCGCGAGUGCUUUCGGUGGUUUCAUAAAAGUGCAAACAAAUGAUCAAUGUUACCAUCUAUAUUAACGGUCGGCAAUCUAUCUCGGGGUUUUAAUCGCCUAAAACUAAUCUCCGACACCAACCAUGUGGAAAAGUUAGCCAAUCUCCGUCCUUCCGGCUCGUCAACAGCUGCGAAGCAUCUCUAUUCCACGAUAGCCGGAGCGGACCGUUGGGAGGAUGGUCUUCCUUCGCAAUUCAGCAACACACCGCCGAAAGAUGCGCGGGUUGUCAUUUGCGGCGGUGGCAUUAUGGGAGCAGCGGUAGCGCAUCAAUUAGCACAACGAGGCUGGGGCCAGCAUACGGUGCUAAUAGAACGGGGGCGAAUUGGUGAAGGCAAUCCGUUGCACUUCAGCGGUCUGCUGGGCGAACUCAAGCCAACCCAUUCGCAGGUGAUGCUUGCGCAGACUUCGCUGGAACUGAUACGGGAUUUGCACGCCAAAGGUCUUCCUACGGGAUGGAAACAAACGGGAUCGCUAAACUUGGCACGAACGCGAGACCGGAUGACCAUGUUCCGUCGCAUGAAAUCGCAAAGCGUUUCCUGGAAUGUGGAAUGUGAAAUCGUAACGCCAGAGCGAUGUAAAGAGCUGUGUCCCUUAAUAGACAUCGGUGACGUAGUAGGUGGAUUGUGGAUUCCCAACGACGGUGUCGGAAAUCCUAACGCAUUCUGCCACAGUUUGGUGCAAGAAUCUCUAGAAAAAGGCUUAACGGUUGCGGAAAACUGCUCAGUUACCAGAGUGAUCCAAAAGGAUGGACGGAUCAAAGCGGUCGAAACCAGCAAAGGUACCGUGGAAUGUGUGUACUUCGUGAACUGUGCUGGAUUCUGGGCUCGCCAGGUGGGACAGAUGUCGGAACCGUACGUUAAGGUUCCGCUUCACGCGGCUGAACACUACUAUCUGCACACCAAACCGAUUCCCAUGCUCGGUGACAAGUUCCCGGUGGUGCGCGAUUUGGACGGACACAUUUACUUCCGCGAGAAUGAUGGGUGUCUGCUGGCAGGGGGAUUCGAAGCAAAAGCCAAACCCGCUUACGAAGACGGCGAAAUACCUGUGUCGACUGCUGAACGAAAGCUGCUUCCAGACUGGGACCAUUUUCAUCCCUUACUGGAAGAACUCAUCCGUCGCUGCCCCUCGCUGAAGGAUGUGGCACUGGAAAGGCUUUCCAACUGCCCGGAAGCAUUUUCGCCGGACUGUAAAUGGAUCAUUGGGGAAGCUCCAGAGAUACAAAACUAUCUGGUAGCUGCUGGCAUGAAAACCGUCGGGAUGUCCGCAGCCGGUGGUGUGGGACGGGCAAUAGCAGAUAUAAUAACACAAGGUUAUUCUACGGUGGACCUACAUGAGCUGGAUAUUUCUCGAUUUUUGGGCUUGCACAACAAUCGCAAGUUUCUGCGUGAUCGUGUGCGCGAGGUGCCUGGAUUGCAUUACGAUCUCAACUACCCGUUUCAUGAGUUCCGCACCGGGCGCAACCUGCGCAUGUCGCCCAUUUUUCCCGCGCUGAAAGAAGCCGGAGCCGUCUUCAGUCAGGUGAUGGGUUACGAACGGCCCGCGUGGUUCGAUAAGAAAAAUUCCGUGGACGACAAGGGCAGCCCAAAGUUUCGCAUUGCCACAACGAACGGCUUUGGCAAACCGCAUUGGUUCGACCAUGUGCAGAGCGAGUAUGAAAAUUGUCGUGAAAGGAUCGGAAUGAGCGAUUACAGCACGUUUACCAAGAUCGACCUAUGGUCCAAAGGAAACGAGGUGGUCGAUUUGCUGCAGUAUCUCUGCUCGAACGAUGUGGAUCAACCGGUCGGUUCAAUCAUUCACACCGGCAUGCACAACCGCCAUGGAGGGUAUGAGAACGAUUGCUCCUUAGCACGACUGUCGGAGAAUCAUUACAUGAUGAUUGCCCCGACGGUGCAGCAAGCACGGUGCAAAGCAUGGAUUGAGCGCCAUCUGCCUCCGGGCGGCCGCGUCAGUGUGUCCGACGUUACGUCGAUGUAUACCGCGAUAUGUAUCAUGGGACCGUUUACGCGUAUCAUGCUUUCCGAGCUCACCGAUACAGAUCUAUCACCGAAAAGUUUUCCAUUCUUCACCUGUAAGGAAUUGGAUGUUGGUCUAGCAAACGGAAUACGCGCCCUGAAUCUGACGCACACCGGUGAGCUCGGCUACGUCCUGUACAUACCGAACGAAUUUGCUUUACACGUGUACACGAAGCUUAUGGAAGCGGGGCAAAAGUAUGGCAUUAGGCACUGCGGCUAUUACGCGAUGCGAACGCUGCGUGUUGAAAAGUUUUUUGCAUUUUGGGGCCAAGAUUUGGACACGUUCACCACUCCCCUAGAGUGUGGACGCAUGUGGCGUGUGAAGUUCGAUAAAAAGGUAGAUUUUAUUGGAAAGGAAGCAUUGCUGCAGCAGCGAGACAAGGGUGUGGAGCGGAUGUACAUACAGCUGCUGAUCAACGAUCACGAUCCGGAUCUCGAUCUGUGGAGCUGGGGCGGCGAACCGAUCUAUCGCGAUGGGCUGUACUGUGGCCAGACGACAACCACAGCCUACGGCUUUACGUUCAAAAAGCAGAUCUGUCUUGGAUUCGUUAAAAACUUACACCCAAAUGGCCGAGCGCUGCCGGUGACGAAUGACUAUGUGCUGAGCGGAGACUACGAGGUGGAAAUAGCUGGAAUUCGUUACCCUGCGAAAGCAAAUCUGCACUCGCCCAACUUACCCACCAAGUACCCAGAUCAGGAGCGCGAAGCUUACAAGGCUACGCGCGAUAAAAUGGACGAGUCGAACCUUUUGGCCUAUCGACCUAAUAAGUAACAAGAGCUUAUCGAGUAGCGAGAGGCUGAACUUGUAUGAAUUUUGUUGUUGAGCAUUUUUUGUUCGAACAUUGAGAAACUUUUGAGUUUUAGAAUGUUUUGACCUGCUUGUUACUGACUAGUUUGAAAUAAAAGGAUUAAUUGAUCGCCAGUUCAUGUACAUUCAUUCGCACAUUCAUUUGAAGUAUGAUAAAGGAAAAACUAAGUGCCAUUGUGUUAAAGUGCUGGGUAUGCGGUAGAGUCGAAUUGUAUGGAAAUUGUUAAUUGUAAAAUACACAAUACGACAUAUAACAUAAACUGUCGUUGAAAAUUGA